Molecule: messenger RNA, 1488 nt
Organism: Colletotrichum graminicola M1.001
Lineage: Eukaryota; Fungi; Ascomycota; Sordariomycetes; Glomerellales; Glomerellaceae
Exons: 4
Coding region: 1-1488 (495 amino acids)
Source: RefSeq, a predicted model, not a curated record
AUGUCUCCGGUCGGUGCACAGAACCGCGGCGGCGAGCGUGGGACGGAUACGUUGCCGGAAGUCUACGAGCAACCCGGCCUGGAAGCCGUUCCGCACGAGCAAGACUGGUCCGGUCUUGAGGUCGUCAGCGACCACCGCCACCAAGAUGGCAACAAGGAGGUGAUAUACCGGAACAACGAGGAUGAAAAGAUACCCGUGGUGGCCAGCGAAGCCGAGUUCGACCCCGCCGCACAGAAGUCGCCGCCCGCGUCGGCGGCAGCGCGGAGAAUGAGGAAAUCAUGGCUCAUGGUCGGGGCCGGUGCUUUGCUGCUCAUCGUGGCGGCCGUCGUGGGGGGCGUGGUGGGGAGCAAGAUGGCGGCGGGGGGAGCGGGACGCAAGGACUCCCCAGAGGCGCAGCCGACCCCGACGCCGACGUCGACCGCCAACGUGACCGUCGCGAACGCGCGGGAGAUACGCCGGGGCUCGUCGCUCGCGGCAUCGGGGUGGUGGAAGAACACCGGCUCGGAGAUCUUCCUCUUCUACCAGGGCGACGACAACAAGAUCCGGCGAUCGGUCGUCGACUCCACGGCCAACAACACCUCGUGGCAAGGACCGGAGGAGCUCGACUCGUUCGCCACGGAGAACUCUCGCCUUGCGGGAUCUACAAUCGUCUAUGACACCGGAUAUGUGCCGCAACCGGAACUCUUCUAUACCAACGCCCAGAUGCAGGUGCUCGGCAUCAGCAUGAACGACCUGUACACCCCGACGGCCCAGGAGGACAGCAUCAAGACCAUCGGCCUCAGGACCAUCGCCGACAGCAGCGUCGCCUCGUACUGGCCGUGGUCCGUCCACCAGGCCGCCGACGGCUACAUCGUCGAGGUGCGCAACCGGCUGAUCGGGGGCGACUUCCACCCCGCGGCCGAGUGGGAUGCCAAGAGGCUCCGCGUCCAGGCGGUCAACGCCAGCCGGCUGGCCCUGGUGCCGACCUCGACCAGCUUCAACAGGAUCGCCAUCCAGGGGGGCUACGGGAUCUUCUACCAGGCGGCGAACUCCAGCCUGGUCGCGCUGAUCCCCGACCUUGCGAACAACGUGCCCGCCGACUAUGUGACGUCGUGGCCGACGGACUUCCCCUCCAUCACGCUCCCCGAACACGGCACUUUCGCCGCCUUCUCGGUGGCCCGGCCGUCGGACUCGCUCCAGAGGGUGGACACGUACGUCCUGUACCUCGACGCCUCGUCCGACAUCAACGUGGUGUACACGGACUCGUCCGCCUCUUCCUCGCCCUCCUGGAAGACGGCGCAGCCCGACGCCCUGAAGGGGGCCGACGCGGACACGGACAUCGCGUGCGUCACGAUGGCGACCUCGGCCUACGACUCGUCCCGGGAGGCGGUGCCGCUCAGGGCGGCGGCGAGCAUGGUGAGGUGCUAUUUCCAGCGCGAGGGGCUGGUUAGGGAAGUGACGUUGAGCGGAAACCAGUGGGUUGACAUCGGAAGCGUGCCGAUAUCCUGA